CAGGGGGCCAGCUGUCUACAGUUGAUUGACUUUGGACAUGCUAUCGACAUGAGCCAGCUGCCGCCUGGCACAACGUUCACCUGUGCGGUGACAACAGCUGGCUUCGUCUGCACCGAGAUGCGCGACAGUCGCCCAUGGACCUUCCAGACUGACUGGUUUGGCCUUCUGGGAUGCCUGCACCUGCUCUUGUUUGGACACUGCAUGGAGGUCGAGAAGACGCCCAAUGGCUCUUGGUGCAUCCGGCGCAAGUUCACAAGGUACUGGCAACAGGACCUAUGGAACCGGCUCUUCGCGACACUGCUGAAUAUUCCAAGCUGCUUGGAGCUGCCAGACGUGACGCAGUUUUCAUUGGAAAUUCAGAGCCUCUUGCAGAAAAAGUCAUGUGCCAAUGAUGUGGUUUUGGAAAGCUUGAAAGCCAAGAACAGUUAA
Molecule: messenger RNA, 429 nt
Organism: Dermacentor silvarum
Lineage: Eukaryota; Metazoa; Arthropoda; Arachnida; Ixodida; Ixodidae
Product: mitotic checkpoint serine/threonine-protein kinase BUB1-like
Exons: 3
Coding region: 49-429 (126 amino acids)
Biological process (GO): meiotic sister chromatid cohesion, centromeric; mitotic spindle assembly checkpoint signaling
Molecular function (GO): protein kinase activity
Source: RefSeq, a predicted model, not a curated record